Messenger RNA from Ylistrum balloti, 2505 nucleotides. Its product is annotated as poly [ADP-ribose] polymerase tankyrase-1-like. The record is from RefSeq and is a predicted model, not a curated record. NCBI's taxonomy places the organism in Eukaryota, Metazoa, Mollusca, Bivalvia, Pectinida, Pectinidae. The transcript has 8 exons. Bases 305 to 1729 code for a protein of 474 amino acids. Gene Ontology annotation, molecular function: protein binding.
UGUGCUAGUUUAAUUUUUCCGACGGUAAAUAUUCAGAAGACGGAUUUAUCAUAUGAGUGUAUAUAGUUUAACGAAUAUAUUCUAACCGUGGAAGCUUUGAGAAAACGUGACCCAUUUUUGUGUUUCUACCUCAUCACUAUUUAUAGACCAUAGUUAACCUCAUUACUAACAAUUGACCAUAUAUGGUACAGGAAGACGGUAGACAGAAAGACCAGGACACGAGUGUUUGCCGGGUUGUUUAAAAAGUUGACUGACAGGUGCGAUUAUGUGAGUAUCAGUGCUCUUAGCUAAACAAUACACAAUAAUGGAACUGGAACCUGAAUCUCUGGGUUAUCAGCAGGUGUCUCCCUCGAGCUCUCCACCUCCUCAUUACCAGGUGUCUCCCUCUAGCUCCCCACCUCUACAUCAGCAGGUGUCUCCCUCGAGCUCCCCACCACCUCAUCAGCAGGUGUCUCCCUCUAGCUCCCCACCUCUGCAUCAGCUGGCGUCACCCUCAAGCUCCCCUCCCUUUGUACAUGUGCCACCACCUCCGCCUCCCCCUCCACCGCCUCCUCCACCACCACCUCCAAUACCUGCCCCAUUAUUACUGGAUGGAACAACUACAGGUUUGAGUGACAUACGAGUGAGGGCGAGUGAGCCAAUCAAUGGAUCAGACUUAUUGUUGGAAGUUCCCAGUGAUGAGGAGGAUAUCUUUAAAGCUGUGCGAUAUGAUGAUCUGGACAUGAUUGGAAGACUGUUGAGAGCUGGUGUCGACAUCAAUACAAAACAUUUAGGUAUGUCUUGCACUGUAAGAUGUCGUUCGUUGGCAAGCCACAUCAGAAUGACAAAAUACACUCCGUUACACGUGGCAGUGCUACAGAGCCCCAUGAAGACUAUAUCCUUCCUGGUAGAUCAUGGAGCUGAUGUAAAUAGUUGUGACGGUAACAGUCGAGUUCCCUUACAUUAUGUAGCAAAUGCUGGUCGAGCGGACGUUCUCCUGUUUCUUUUACAGAAAGGAGCAGACUGUGAUAUACAGUCAGCCAGUUUGAAAACUCCUGUAAUGUAUGCAGUGAUUAAGGGGGAUCAGUUGUGUAUCAGUUUGUUGAUCAAAGCUGGUGCUAACUUAGACAUUACUGAUGAGAAGGGUACAUCAGCACUCCAUCUGGCCAGCUUCACCAUGCCAGUUAAACAUCAUGUAGUACAGCUCUUACUAAAGGGUGGUGCUAAUGUUAACAUUGCCAACAAGAAAGGUGCUACACCACUGAUGAUGGCUGUAAGUACUAGAGAUCUUGCACUCGUGGAAAUGUUAUUGGAUGGAGGAGCUCAAGUUGAUAAGGCAGAUAAUAUGAGAAGGACAACAUUUCACUCUGUGGUAGAGCUCAACUCUAGGGCUGUCCCUGCAAUCACACGGUUAUUGGUUCAGAGAGGUGCUGAUAUUAAUGCUGUAGACAAAAAUGGUGGCACUCCUUUAUCGAAAUCAAUCCGAUUUGGUAAAAUGGAAACAAUACGCAUGUUAUUGUCUAUGGACUGUUAUCGUGAUAUGGACCUUCUCCAUGGUGAUAAAAUCACAGACUUGCGAGAAUCUUACACACUUUUUAAUCAGUGGAUGGAGAGUGAACUCAACACUCCAAGAUCUUUACUGAGGUCAUGUCGAUACACUAUCAGAAAUAACCUACAGAAAGGUCAUAUCACUGACCUAGAGAAUUUUAUGAUCCCUAGAACAUUGAAGAAUUAUCUUCAAUUUAAAUAAUAAAGAGUGUGAAUUCACUACAGACACAUUUUUAACAGCAUGCUGUAAAAAGGGCUUUCCCAUUGAUACAGACUACACAAUAAGUUUCUAUUUUUACAGACCACACAAUAAGUUUCUAUUGAUACAGACCACACAAUAAGUUUCUAUUGAUAUAAAAUUAUCCUUAUUACCAAUUUCCUGCUAUAACACCAGAACCUGUUACUAGUUGGUAAGUGACUGUUACAAUCGCAGUGGCGUUAAUUUUUGUAUUGUCCUCUAAGGUUAUGUGGUAUUAUGUUUUCUUCCAAGGCAAAUAUAUUGGUUUUGAUGAUCAUAGUUUUAUGAAUAUGGUGGUUGUGAACAUGUCGAUUAUGACAAUUAUUGUGAUAUGAGUGUAGUGGUUGUCAUUGGUGUAACAAUUAUUGUGAUAUGAGUGUAGUUGUCAACACUGUGACAAUUAUUGUGAUAUGAGUGUAGUUGUCAACAGUGUGACAAUUAUUGUGAUAUGAGUGUAGUUGUCAACAGUGUGACAAUUAUUGUGAUAAGAGUGUAGUUGUCAACACUGUGACAAUUAUAGUGAUAUGAGUGUAGUUGUCAACACUGACAAUUAUUGUGAUAUGAGUGUAGUUGUCAACAGUGUGACAAUUAUUGUGAUAUAACUGCAGUGGUUGUCAACAGUGUGACAAUUAUUUUGAUAUAAUUAUGUUGGUUGUUAACAAUGUGAUAAUUAUUGUGAUAUGCCUGUAGUGGUUGUCAUCGUUGUGCAGUAGAAACUAUUAUAAAGUUGGUGAUUUUUC